AUGACUGAUUAUAAGGCAAUUGUUACUGGUGGAGCAAAAGGGAUCGGUCAUGGAAUUACCUCUGCUUUACUGGAGGCGGGUGGAAAGGUAUAUGUGUACAAAUCUCGUAUAUAAUUCAUUAGGUGUGUUAUUUAAUCCCUUCCAUGGUGACGCGGUUUGCAUGAUAUUACUAAUUAUGAUUUCUAAACUGAUUAAAUGAUGUUCCUAUUUAUACUUUCCACAAUUAGAGUUUAAGGUAUGCAAAGGACAACCUUUUUUUUGAAUUAGUUGUACAUAUAUGCAAUAUAUACGCAAUACAAGAAUGAACAACAAAUUUAAUAUAGCCUAAUGUAUUGUAUUUGGAGGUGUAGCAAACACCAUCCCAUGCAGCUGUCUCAUAGGCAGAGAAACUUCAGGCCAUCCCGGCUUGACAAAUAUAAAUGAUGCUGAGAAUUGACCCUAGAAGUAGUUACAAUAGAAAUAAUAUACUCCCUACUGUACUGAUGCAUCCUGACCUUCAUGCAUGGUUAUGCAUGAGUCAAUUCCUGGAGUAACCAUCCCCCCCUGGGACACCCCCGGGAAUUUGCCUUUCAUAUAUGUGCACGGGGGCUGGGUAUUGGAGGGCCCCCGGGGAUUUGACAAAUGGUUGACCAAAAUCCCACCCACAAAUUUUAAGGCAGCAAAACCUAGUUUCAGGCACGCGGCCGCACUGAUCGUAUUUUGCGCCCUCGUGGUCAAGGUGGCGUGAAAUUUAUUGUAAGAAUAAGCGAAAAUUAUACCCUGUGCCAUGCAAAUUUAAAUACAACUAUUAAAGGUUUAUGUUUUAUAAUAUUCCAUAGCAGUUUAAUACUAUAAUGUUAUUAAAUGACUAUGAUUAUAUGCCAUUAAAAGUUUAAUUAUUAAACGUUUACAGUCGAUUUCACGAAACUUUGACCACAAAUUUUCCGAACUUCGUUGCGAAGUUUACAAGAUUGUUGCGAAGUUCAAAAGUUCAUAAUGAGAUUCACAAACCAGUUCGUAAACUACGCAUUUGAUUGGCUUCUUUUACUUCACGGACCAAUCAGGGACUUUGUUUACAAAUUGGCUUGUGAAUUCCAAUAUGAGCUUCCGAACUUCGCAACGAAGUUCAGAACAUUUGUGGUCAAAGUUUCGUGAAAUCGACUGUAAAAUCGUCCCCGGGGUGGGGCAUUUUCCACUCUCAGCUUGCCCAGGGGCCGUGCAUUAGUCUUCAAGUUGUGUCCCGGCACCCGGGCAUUUACACUACCAUAACCAAUUAAAUCAAAUGCCCGGGUGUGUUCCCGGGGGGGGGGAUGGUUACUCCUGGAAUUGACUCAUGCAUUAUACCCAGCCUAGACCAUUUAUUUUUAAUAUUCAGCACUUUUUCACAUGAGACAGGGCCGUAGGAAGUUCUUUUCGAUUGGGGGGGGGGGGCUGAAAGCGAGGCCAGGGCUCGAAUUUUAUCGCGGCAAUUGCCGUAGAGGGAGAAUAAAAUGCCGUUGAUCAUUACGGCAACGAUUGCCGUAUAGUGCAAUUUUUAUACAAUUCACUGUGCAUUACUACUUUGAUACUUGAAUUCAGAUGUUGAUCAAAUCAUGCGUAAAUCACUAUUUUAGUCUCAGUUUUCUUCGGAAAAAAAACACUAAAGAAAUACGUACACAUGUUUCUAGCUUGUCAAAAAUCCAAAGUAACAGUAAAAUUAAAGUUUUAUUACAGUAAUUUGAAAAAAAAUUUUGAAAAGCUGUUACGUUCUACGGCAAUUUUUAACGCCAUUGCCGUCGAUUGAUUUCAGGGAAAUUCGAGGCCUGGCAAGGGCCGAAGGCCCGAGGAAAUUUUUAAAUUUGGAGUCUCUGAAAUGCCAUUUCCUGGACUUUGGGGAAGAUUUGACAGAAUUCUGAUAGUCAGAAAACAGCGUUUUAGUAUGUCGAAAUUUACAAUUAAGUAGUACUAAAUGGGCGAAGGCGUAUUUAAUUAACUAUAUAAUUAUUGAAUAAAUUGCCGGAAAGUAUGGGUAAUACCUUCAUUCUUUGCAGUUUGUCACAGAUUAAAUGAUAAAGGUCUGCAUGAUUUUGAAAAAAGAAUGAUUAUUAGAAAAUUAUUGGGGGGCUGCAGCCCCCAGCCCCCCGGUUGCUACGGCCCUGUGAGAAGAUUGUGACCUAGGCAAUUUGGGAAUGGAGUGGAAGAAGGGUGAACCAUGGCAAUACUUACCAAAUGCUAGCUAGCCCGAAAUUGACCAAACCUUCAAUAUAAUAUGCCAAAGCCAGCCGAGUAUACGCCUUAUAGUCUAGGCUGAUGAUUACAAUGUUGAUGGUUACAAAUGACAACCUGAAUGAACUGAAAUCAAUCAAGACCACAUCCACUACUUAAAACCCUAGGGAAUACAACUAAUAUAAGCACCAAAAAAGAAAAUUAGUGUUGACAAGUACUUCAGAACACUUAUUGUCUAGUAAAUAGUUCAUGAAUGCAGAUCGAAUAGCUCACUGGGGGAAAGGUGAGCCUGCAUGGAACCAUGCGUUUUAUUAAUUCAUCCCCUUUUUCCAUAUCUGCUAAAUGCGAACCAAUAAGCGUUGAUUGGGAUAAAUAAACAAAGACUGUCAACUGUCAAAAUGAAGAAAUGUAUAUAUAACAACAAAGUUCCGAAUACUAUAAUUUUUGUGUGUUGGAUUUAAGUGAUAGAUUCAAGUCAUUUAUGAUACCGGUUUUUGCUGUGAUGCUUUACUAUUGGUUUUAGUUUCCAUUUCUAGUUUUAUUUUGUUUGAUAGUAUUAUUAAUAAUAAAAUGAAUAAAGUUCAAAAUGCUGUUGUUUAUAUUUGCUAUUUUUAAACGGGUGUAUCAGAAGCCUGCGUUUCUAUACGAACGCUACUACCAAGAAAACCUAUAGUUCCGUGGCCUUUCUUCACACCGCCCGUAACCCAAGAGGGGCUCAGAGGCUAGCAGAAUAGCUGGAGAAUAAGCCCAGUGAGUGGGUGUGGUUAGCAGUCUGGGACAAUUAAAACCAUCAAACAGGUUACAGGACAACUUAUUGCUACUCACCAACACUCAACUGUUUUGCAACUACCAUAUUAUGUUGUUCAUAAAAUAUAUUCUAGCUUAGAAGAAGGAAAAGAAGUACGAGCUGUGUUUCUAGAUAUUAGUAAGGCAUUUGACAAAGUUUGGCACGAGGGGUUGAUAAGCAAAUUGAAAUUUAUUGGAAUCAAAGGUACAUUACUAAAAUAGCCGGCUGGAGAGCUAUCUCUCUAAUCGUUUUCAACGAGUAGUUGUGGAGGGGACCAACUCGACCUGGGAAAAAGUCAAUGCUGGAGUACCGCAGGGCAGUGUUCUUGGGCCCCUCCUGUUUCUGAUUUACAUCAAUGAUAUUACUAAUGAUAUACAAUCUGAGGCUUUUUUAUUUGCUGACGACACCAUGAUUUUAGAUGUGGUAUAAAGAUUCUCCAACAACUUCUGCUGUAAAGCUUAAUACUGAUCUUGCAUCCAUAUCUAGUUGGGCCGAUAAAUGGAUGGUCCAUGAAUCCCAGUAAAACACGAUCUAUGAUUUUUUCUGUUAAGAAUAACAAGCCUGAUCACCCUAGACUUUUGUUAACCAGACGUUAACUUGCAUUGUCACUUAGGCAUUAAUCUGUCAAGUGAUCUCUCCUGGCAAAAUCACAUAUGUAUCAUUAGCGAAAGAGCGGCCAAAAGAUUGAAUAUGCUAAAAGGUUUGAGAUUUCGUCUGAACAGAUCUACAUUAAAUAGCAUGUAUAUUUCUUUAGUUAGACCUUUAAUGGAAUAUGGUGAUUUUAUAUGGGACGGUUGUGGGGUUGAGUGCAGUAAUGCUCUCGAAAGAAUUCAAUUUGAUGCAGCUCGCCUUGUUACUGGUGCUAUAAAAGGCACUAACCGGGUAGCUCUGCUAGAAGAACUCUCUUGGGAUAAAUUAGAAAUGUUCACAAAUUGUCAGUUUUAUACAAAAUUAAGAACAGAAUGGUUCCUGACUAUCUUUAUUUUGUCUUACCAAAGCCAGUAUCUCAAAUAUCCAAUUAUCCACUCCGCAACAGUGAUGAUAUAUGCAAUUUUCUAUGUUCUUCAUCUAGAUUUCAACAGUCGUUCUUUCCAUCGGCUAUAUCUGCUUGGAAUUCCUUAUCUGAUUCAAUUAGAAAUCUGCCGUCUAUUACUAAUUUUAAAACUUCAAUUAAGAGACUAUUUUGUAAAAAAAAGAUGUCCGUAGAUUUUCGAAGUCGGUGCUAGGUAUCCUUCAGUUUUACACACAAGACUUCGGUUACGUAAUAGUACUUUAAAUGAUGAUCUUUUCCGUCAUAAUUGUAUACCGUCUCCUACUUGUGCGUGCGGAUCGUGAAACUACCAUCGUGAAACUACUGAACAUUAUUUGUUGGAUUGCUCGCUUUGGGAUACUUACCGUUCAAUUUUACUUACUACGGCUGUAGAAUGUCUUGGGAAUUAUUGGUUCAAUUCUAUUAAUAGAACUGGGAAACUUUCUUUUUUGCUCUCUGGAUGUAAUAACGUUGCUUUUAAUGCAAAUCAUAGAUUGUUUUUUGCUGUACAAAGAUUUAUAAUUGAUACAUCUCGUUUCUCAGUUGGUAAAUAAUGUAAAAAAAGUAUUAUUGUAAGUACCUAGCUGUUUAACUGUAACAAGCUGUCUGAGGUGCUACAAAAUUCUCGAUGUUUGUGUUUCUGAGGGCUUGUUGCAGUAGGUAAUUAACGUGUUUCAAAGCGAUGAUCUGAUUGUGAUAUAUUUAAAACGUUAUAAUUAUUGAUGUUGUAUGAUACUUGUAUAGAUAAACUUUAUUUAAUCACGCUAACCCCGUCAACCGAAGCUGAUUUCCGCGAGGGGCGUGCGAAAAAGUAUACAGAAAAUAAUUUUAAAAACUAUUUACAAAAUUAUAUAAGAUAUAUAAUAUUAUAUGAACUAACAAAAUUAAAUAUAAGUAAUCUAUUUGCAGGUAUAUAUAGACUUAGGUGUCAAUCUAAGUAAUAAUUUCAAUUAAUCAAUGUGAGUAGCGAUUUUCUUUCGAAAGGAAGGAAAGGAUUUGCUCUCUCUAAUUUCUUUAGGAAUAGAAUUCCAAAGGUGUGCUCCGUCAUACAUGAAACUGUUUUUCAUAUUAUUAGUACGCGGUUGUGGUAAAGAAAGACUACUUGAAAUGUUCCGAAGUUUGUAGUUUGUCACCUCACUUUUAUAUGUGAAGAGAUUACUGAGUGAUUUGGGUACCAUUUUGUUCAAUAAUUUGUACAUGAUUUUUGCUUUACUUUUCUUCCUUUGUGUUUUAAGUGGCUUCCAACCCAAUGCUUGCAAUGCAACAGAAUGAUCUAUGUCAUUGCUCAUAUUCAUAAUAAUCCGAGCAGCUCUGUUUUGUACUUUUUGGAGUCUUUUUGAUUGCGUUUCUCCAAACACAUCCCAUACUUCACAGCAGUAAUGAAAAUAUGGGCGAACAAUAGCAUUAUAUACAGAAAGAAGUGUUUGCUUAUCAGCAAAUUCUUUUAAACGGCUAAGAGCCGAUAUUCCGGAUGUUAUUUUCUUGCAAAUAUUCUCAGUGUUAGUUCUCCAAGGUAAAUGUUGGUCAAUUGUCACUCCAAGAGUUUUGGUUUCAUGAACUUGUUUAAUUGACCUGUUUUCAAUUUUCACAUUGAGUUGCGAAUUUGAAAUACUUUUAAUCAUUUGCUUUGUACCAAUUAACAUAAACUCAGUCUUAGCAACAUUUAGACUAAGUUUAUUGGCAAUUAGUAUAAUUACAUAGGUGAUUAUUGAAAAUUCUCCACGCUGAUUGGUUGCCGUUGAGGUGAUUAUUACGCGAUAAUCACCUAAGCGAUUUUCAAAAUGGCGGCCGAAGCCUUUUUGUCAAUUAAAUGACGAAGAAAUGUGUAUUUUCUUAUUUUUUUCCAAAUAAUCACCUAUGAAAUUAUACUAAAACAAUUAUUCACCUCAGGCUCGGUAAUUAUCGUGAAUAAACUCCUCGACUUCGUCUCGGUUUUUAUUCACCGAUAAUCACCUCGCCUUCGGCGAAUAAUUGUUAAUUAGCCAUUUCCUAAGUUUUUCCAAAUCAGAAUUCACUGCAGUUUCAAGAUCAGUAAUAGAGUUUCCAGAAACUGUCAAGUUAGUGUCGUCAGCAAACAACCGAGGUUUUGUUUUUUCCAGGCAUUGAGGCAAAUCGUUAAUAUAUAAUAGAAAAAAUAGUGGCCCUAAAAUAGAGCCUUGUGGUACGCCACGUUUGAUCAAUUUCUCUGAUGAAAAUGACUCUUGUAUUUGGCAUUUUUGUUUUCUAUUUGAGAGAUACGAUUCUAGAAAAGAUAGAGCUUGCCCUUUUAUUCCAUAGAGCUCUAAUUUUGUCAAUAAUAUUUGAUGAUCAACAGUAUCAAAUGCUUUUUUCAAGUCAAUUAAGACUACUAGAUUAAACAUUUUUCGGUCUAAAUUCAUAUACCAAUCAUUUGUACAGUCCAGUAAUGCUGUAGCUGUAGAGUGAAAUUUACGAAAACCGAAUUGAGAAUCACUCAGAAGUCCAAAUUUGGUUAAAUAAUUGUAUAGUUGAUCAUAUAGAAUUCGCUCCAUAAUUUUGCUAAUGACAGGCAAAACUGAAAUUGGUCUGUAAAAUUUCCUGGCAGGUUUCGUUGGCCUUUUUUUAUGGAGGGUGAUUACCGCCAAAAUUAAUGUUUGAAUUUUGCAUUCCAAGUUCUAGAUUUUGUUGUUCGUUCCGUGCUUUUCGAUAUCAAUGAAUUGGAUUUUGAUAUUAAAGAAUUGAAUUUUGAUGUUUGCAGUUGCAUUUGCACUUCUGUUUGCGCAUUUUGUCCUUAAUCAUUCCAUUGUGAUGACGUAACAUUAUGCGUGACCCUCAGAACACAAUUUUCAACUCGAUUUAAUGAUAAUUUAUUUCCCGCAAAAAUUUUAAUUAUCUCUAAUUAUUCCAACAUUAUUACUUCGGAUGUUCAGCAUACGGAUAAAAUGGUUGAGAACCGUUCCAAAUCACAAGAAGCAGCAACUUUUAAUAUUACGCCGUGCAGCAAGCAUUUUAACGCACAAUUCUGCUGAAAGUGAAGGAUGUUGUGCAAGGAACAGCAAUAUGGGAAAUACAGUGCGUCCAAUUGAAUUCAACCUGCUCUAAGUCAACAAGCCACAACCUCUAGUCACGAUGAAUUUCGGCGAGUAUUCUCCCUGUACAAUAGGGCUAACAAUAGCAGCCUCGUUCAUCAACCUCCGGCGAAGCGCGGUCGAGGUAAUUCUUGGGGACAAACGCGUUCUUUUAAGCCACAAGAUACGUGGACACACGAUUUUUCGGUUUGGCACAAGUAGCUCGCUGAAUUAACUCGUAUUAAAAUAAUGCACUUUAAGAUGUGAAAUGUAUGAAGUAAAUCUUGAUGUGAAAUUGUGAAUACGCUGAAUACGAUUAUUUACAAAUACAAACUCUCCACUUCUAAAAACACCAGCAAAAACACUUCUUUAGAUCGAGUAUGAAACGCUCAGCAAGCGUCUUGUUUACGGUAAAUUUAUAUGUAUGAUCAUAUUACAUGUAUGUAAUAUUAAAAUUUUUGCGGGAAAUAAAUUAUCAUUAAAUCGAGUUGAAAAUUGUGUUCUGAGGGUCACGCAUAAUGUUACGUCAUCACAAUGGAAUGCUUAAGGACAAAAUGCGCAAACAGAAGUGCAAAUGCAAUUGUGAACACAGGGCGUAGCAACCGGGGGGGCUGCAGCCCCCCCAAUAAUUUGCUAAUAAUCAUUCUUUUUUCAAAAUCAUGCAAACUUUAUCAUUUAAUCUGUGACAAACUGCAAAGAAUGAAGAUAUUACUCAUACUCCAGAUCGUUCCUCGCGUAGAAAUUUUAGCUGAAUUUCUGUCGCGCAUUUUCAAGAAAAUUCCACAAAAUCUGCACAUUUUUGAUGAACUAAUGAUUUAUUUUGUCUUUUGCGUGUUGGGUCUUGCGAAAGAAAACUCUGAAAAUGCCAUUUCAGACCAUCUAGAGACUCCAGAUUUUCGAAAUUUUCUCAAAUGUUCUGCCUUCAUUUCCGCGCAACUGCCAUUUACGACGAAAAUUCCCGCCGCGCAUUUAUAAUACUACAGUCUGGCCCAUACUUUCCUGUAAAUUUCGACAUACUAAAACGCUGUUUUCUGACUAUCAGAAUUGUGUUAAAUCUUCCCCCAAAGUCCAGGAAAUGGCAUUUUAGAGACUCUAAAUUUAAAAAUUUCCUCGGGCCUUCGGCCCUCGCUUUCAGCCCCCCAAUCGAAAAGAGCUUCCUACGGCCCUGGAACAUCAAAAUUCAAUUCUUUAAUAUCAAAAUUCAAUUCAUUGAUAUCAAAAAGCACGGAACGAACAACAAAAUCUAGAACUUGGAAUGCAAAAUUCAAAUAUUAAUUUUGGCGGUAAUCACCCUCCAUAGUUUUUAUAGAGAGGUAUUACUCUAGCCGUUUUCCAUUCGUGGGGGGAAAGGGAUAGGGUAAUAGCCUGAUUGAAAAUGUAUAUGAGUGAAUCUGAAAUAGCAGGUGCAGCUAUUUUAAUAAUUUUACUAGAUAUCUUAUCAACACCAGUGGCUUUGUUGCUAGAAAGACCAUGCAAGAGAUUGCAUUUUUGAAUAUGUAAAUCUUUAUUUUUGUGCAAGAGCCCCCUAGAUGAGCCAACGUGUGCUCCUGGGGCAAUUGCGCCAAAUAAAUAUGUUUAAACUAAGCUCACACCCACAAUAGUCUGAACAAGACUUACCAUGGCCAACACAAUAAUAGACACUAACCAGACCAGUAAGUGUGAAACGCAAUGACUAAUCACGGACCUCCAGUGUACAACCUCCAGAAAACAUAACACUCUGCCAACAUGAUCUCUUUUCAAAAUUAAGGGUAUGUCUUAAUUGUAAAACUUUUGAAAAUUAAGGAUAUGGCUUAAUUUUGAAAUUCUCCAAAAUUAAGGCAUAGCCUUAAUUUAAUAAUACCACAAUCAUUAGGCAAGGUUUCUUACUAUAAAAGUAAUGGCCAUACUUAGGGAGGCUGGACGCGCAAGGGGGGACCCCAAAAAGAAAAAAAAGGUCGCCAUAUUUGGAUUGGAUUAGGGUUAGACUAAGAUUAGAUUAGGAUUAGCGGUUAGGGGGGGGGGUUAGAGGUUAGGGUGGAGAUUAUGUUUAAAAUUAAGGCAAUGUCUUAAUUUGAACGCUUUUUGCAAUUGAGACAUAGCCUUAAUUUUCGGAAGAGAUCGAGCUGCACUCUGCAUACCCCUCGAAUAUCCCCCAACUAAUGAUACAGGCACUUCUGAUCUACAGUAACCAGAAGUUCAGGUCCUGAUUUUUUUAAAUAGGGCCUGACACAAAACCUGUCUAAACUGUGAGAUUCCCGUCCAUUUGGUGGUUAGAUCUACAGCAACCGGGAAACACAAUGCUCUAUACAUGCCCGCAAUACCCCCAACUAACACCACAGGCACUUCCAACCUACAGCGACCGGGAAACAAUCACUAAUUAGGAACCUCUGGUGCACAACUCCUGGGAAACGCAAUGCUAAGCAUACCCUCUGAUACUCCCAACAAAUGAUACAGAAUACAGAUAGCUAACCAUUGAGAACCUCGAUCCCAAUUACAAUCACCGUCACCCAUAGUGAUGAUGUAUGAGAGCUAGCACAACAGUGAACUACUAACUUGUGGUCUAUUGCUAAUCUAGGAGGCAGCCGAUUGGAUGAUAGGCUUGCAUAAAUGCAUAACCUCAUCAGUGCAAUCUCACACUUGUGGCAUAGAUGAUUUCAAUUGGGAACCUGGGAAGGCUUGUCUAAGCAUUACAUCAAUGCACCGUGAUCAAUGGACCUUAGAAGUGCUUAAUGAAUAAUUGACCCAAGAGUAUCCCACAAUGCACUGUGCAUUCCAGAAAUCCUCUGUGUUAGAAAUUGCGUGAAUUGUACUUCUAAAGGCCUAAUUCCACGACGAUCGCAAUGCGAAAAUUUUUGCGCGAAAAGGUUGAACGCAUGCGCAACAUGAUUUUGGAAUGUUUCUCUGCGAAAUACUGUAUUUCACUUCGCCGUGUAAUUGAAUUCGUUUCUAUUCCGUUGCUGGAAAUAGCGAAGCCAAUCAAAUACUUGUGUUUUGGAUGACAAAAUAGCGAAACCAAUCAAAUGCUUGUGUUUUGGCUAAUUUUUUCCGUCUACUGUGGAAAUCACUACGAGAGAAAAUUUUCGCACAAUGCAAGUCACUUGUCCUACCAUAACCCUAACCCAUGGCCUGUCUUCAUACAGUGAAAUGAUUUGAACACAGGGCUUUUUUACGAACUUGUCUGUGGGGGGCAUCUACAAAAAGGGACCAUACUAUACUGAGUGUAGAGAGAUGGCAGAUGGUUGUUGGUGACAAAAAGUGGUGUGGUAUCGCAUGAACUGGUAGGGGGGCCUGGGGGUAUUCUCGCCCAGAAAAUGUUUUUGUAUUUUUCCACCCCUAGGACUGAAAUGUGAGCAUUUUCUGAAACAGAUUUUUGGAUAUACAGCGUUUUUAACUUACAUUGUGCUUUGAUAGACCGAAUCUGAUCAGUUAACUACUUCUUGCAUGGUAUAUUUAUGUAAAUACCACAACUGGGACACUGGGUCAUUCAGCGGGUAGGAAACUUGUUAAACUUAGUGGGCCCGACUCCCACGAGGUGCUACCAUGAUUGGCACCGAGCAGGAAAAUUUUGAGUCUCUAGAUCGUUGGAAAUGGCAUUUUCAUAGUCUUCUUUACCUCUUUGGCAUUAUGAUUUGUGAGUCUAUGCUGUUUGUGAUUAUAGAAAUCCGAACUUUAGACACCCCCCCCUUUCUCUAGGUUAAAACUUUUUUGAACCCCCCUAUUUAUAAGGGUAAAACUUCGUCCCCCCCCGCUCCCAUUUACCAAUUUAUUUAAGAAUUUAUUAUUUAUUCCUGAUGCAUCAGCAUAUAUAAAAAGUGUAAUGUCCGCAAUAUAAUGUCACUAGAAUCUUUUUACCUAGAACAGUGUUUAUACAAUUCUAGAAUAGGAUCAGUUAUUAUUUCACUGUUUGAAAACAGCGAAAAGUUUUUUUUCUGUAAAAUAAAAAAUAUGUAAUACAAUUUGUAGCAGACAACAUGCAUAAUGUCCGCAACAAAAUGUAAUUCACUGCAUGGAAAGCUGGAAUUGAGAAAAAAUUUAUGUCUUAAACUGUGCUUGGGAAGACAGCUAUAUAUAUUGAAUCCCAAUUUAACUCUUCUGAUUUAAGGCUCAUUUUAUCCCAGCACUCAGGUGUUCCAAAAAUGCAACUCAAACAAAGUCCACAUAAUGUGAUAUGAUUUUUGAUUAUUCCAUGUCUUGCCUUUUUAAGAAAAAAGGUAAUAUCAUGUCUUGCCUUUUUAGAAAAUUCAAUGUUUGAAAAGUUUCGUUAUUUCACAGUUAAUAAAAUCUUAUUUUAUUAACUGUGGUUAUUUCAAUGCCUCGUGCAUGUGGAAUGUCCAAUAACAUAACUUUCCAGCAGUGUCACCCAUGACUGAUCAACUUUAGAAAUAAUAAAUGUUAAUGCCGCCAUUAUCGCAAAACUUGAAAUCAGGGGCGUCGCUAGAGGGUUGAACCUCCUCGUCAGGUAGUCGGCAAAUUAUUGAAUUCCAGUCGCCGCAAAUUGUUUUCGUAGUCGGCAAAAUUCUCAACCUUAUCAAUUACUGUCCAUAGGUUUGCUUUUUGGAUGUUUCAGUCUCGGACGGAGAGAAGGCACAGAAAAGUUUUGAUGAAAAAUAUGGUAGUGGAAAAGCUGUGUUUCUAAAGUGUGAUGUUUCAAAGAAGGAUGAACUACACGGUACGUGUAUAUCCAGAGGAGGAAUGAGGGUCUUCCCGAAAUGCAACGCGCGAAUCAGUGCGGCUCAUUAUUAUUCAAGCUAUUUAUUCUCAACUAAAAACUGUUCGAUUAAAAACUGUUGAAAUAUAUUGCGAUUUUUGCUGUGAAGAUCUCGUUUUCCCAAAGGUAUGUUUUGAUAACCUUUUUGUUUAGUAAUUUAAUAAAAGAAGUUUUGAAUGAUUUUGUAUAUAUAUCGCAUUUUACUUAUUUUAAAUUCCCAUUGUAUUUAUGCAUGUUUUGGGUGUUGAAAAAGUGGCAUUGAAAUAUUCUGGAGUAAAUUGUACUUUUUUUACAAGGAAACUAAAAUAAAAUUACAUCAGUGAAUUCAGGAAUGUUCACUCUUUAUAUUGAUACUUUAAAACAUGAAUUUACUCCAUAAAACCGAAGAGUUAUCGCGGUUUGAAAAUGAGCUAUUUUUGCUAAUUAUCGAAUAUAGCAAAAAUAGCUCAUUUUCAAACCGCGAUAACUCUUCGGUUUUAUGGAGUAAAUUCAUGUUUUAAAGUAUCAAUAUAAAGAGUAAACAUUCCUGAAUUCAUGCACUGAUGUAAUUUUAUUUUAGUUGAAUUCACUGAUGUAAUUUAAUUGCCGUUUUCGUUUUUGUUUUUGUUUUUACACUAUCAUUUUUACAAGUGACUAAUAUAAUGUGAACCUUUCCCCGUCCCCAUUUACAUCUAUAGAUGUAAAUGAUUAUAUAUAUUGGAUUUUAGAAAGGGUACCUUAUGGAUAAUGUGGAUCAAGCUACGAUUAUUCUACCGUGACCUAUAAUAUUACCAAUAAUUUCAAAAGACAGCAUGGAUCUCACUGCAGCUAUUGAUAACUGAUAUUUUGUUCUGUAGAUGCAUUUCAUAAAGCGAAAUCUCUAAUGGGUGGUUUGAACGUGGUGUGUAAUAACGCUGGAGUGAGUUUCUUUGCUGAUGAAAGACCUCAUUCUGAUACGUUGAUAUCUGUUAAUCUG
Messenger RNA from Paramuricea clavata, 12669 nucleotides. Lineage: Eukaryota; Metazoa; Cnidaria; Anthozoa; Malacalcyonacea; Plexauridae. The record is from the annotation of a GenBank genome assembly.